Molecule: messenger RNA, 1691 nt
Organism: Amborella trichopoda
Lineage: Eukaryota; Viridiplantae; Streptophyta; Magnoliopsida; Amborellales; Amborellaceae
Product: putative WRKY transcription factor 57
Biological process (GO): regulation of DNA-templated transcription
Molecular function (GO): DNA-binding transcription factor activity; sequence-specific DNA binding
Source: RefSeq, a predicted model, not a curated record
UUCUCUCUUCUUUCUCUCUCUUCUCUUUCACUUCUCUCUUCUUUUCUCUCUUCUUUCUUUUCUCUCGUCUUUUUCACAGCCUUCGUCUACCCAUAAAUCAACUGAAGAGCUAAAGUUCGAAACCCCCUCUCUGUCUUCUUUCUCUCUCCUCCUGUUCACACUCUUACCCCUUCGCCUACUCCCCUUAAAUCAUCGGAAAAGAGCCUUUCGAUCGAAUUCUACAAAACCCAUUUCCCAGAUUCCAAUUUAACCCCCAUUUUUAGCCUGGAAUUAUUCCUCCAAAUCCCCCUGUUCAAGCUUCAAGCCAUGAAAAACAGCGGUUCUGAUGGCCGGAGAACCACCUUUCUGGCAGUUUCUCCCGGAAGCUUCUUUUCCACAUCGAAAAGAGAGAACCCAACCUGUUGAUGGAUGGUUUUAGUCUGAUAAUUCCUUUCCUUGAAGGCGCCCCAACUCCUGGUUUUUGCAGAGAAAACACUUUUUCUCCAUGGAUGAGAAGAAGCCCAAUCCGAAAUCCACAUUUUCAAGUGAUUUUUCAAGCUCGGAAACCACCAUCGAUUCGAUGGCCUCGUCUUCGUAUCUAAUUGGCGAUCAAAGUGAUGAACUAUUGAGUGGUUUUGAGUGGGGCGGAUAUAGCGGUUUUCAGGCAUUUUUGGAAGAGUUUUCAGGCCAAAAGGUGCCGGAAAACCACUCUUGGCCACAAUUUCCGGCGACCACCAAACCAGGAGAGGCCUCUACUCCUAAUUUAUCGGUUUCUUCCUCUUCUAGUGAUGAUUUGUCCACAAAACCAAGUGAUGAUACAAAACCAGAUCAAAAAAAGAAUAAAGAGAAGAAGAAAGGUCAAAAGAGAAUAAGGCAACCAAGGUUUGCUUUCAUGACUAAGAGUGAGGUAGAUCACUUAGAAGAUGGCUAUCGCUGGAGAAAAUAUGGGCAAAAAGCUGUGAAAAAUAGUCCAUUUCCAAGGAGUUACUAUCGGUGCACUAAUCAGAAGUGCACGGUAAAGAAGCGGGUCGAACGAUCCUCCGAAGACCCGAGCAUCGUGGUCACAACAUAUGAAGGCCAACAUUGUCACCACACAGUCUCGUUCUCACGUGGGAACCCCGGGCCUCGAGAAGGAGCCUUCCAGGAGCAAAUCCCCACCUCUUCUUCGAAUCGAUAUUUCCCACCCAUGCAAUUCCGGUCGGUGGUGCCGCCACAGGUUCAGCUAGGCCAAGCGGCACGCAUAUCGAAUGAUCAAAGUACUGAGAUCCAAAACGAUGAGGGUUUGUUGGGAGAUAUCGUGCCCGGAUCCAUGCGUAGCACGUGAGGCAUGAGAGUUGACACCUAUAUACUCUGGCUAAAUCGUGCCACGUGUUGAGAAUCCCCUGGCUGAAGGGAUUGCCUAUGGAAUCAAAGUACGUGUCGCGUUCACCAUCGUCCACUUUUCACACGCGUGAUACCAUGACGUCAUCGACCCUACAACCCAGCCGCGAUACGCGCCGCAAUUCCUCGGCAUGAAUAGCGGAACGGGGACAUCGCCAAAAGGUCGCCAAUUCCUCGGCGUCCGCUUGUGUGCGCUUUGAGGGGAGAAAUGACUAAAGUGCCCCAUUUGUGUUUCUCUCCGUGUCUAAAAUGCCCCUGUUUAUAUAAAAAGGCCGAUGUCGUUUCAUUACAAUUCACGGCUUCAAAAACUACUAACUAAUUCAAAAACGGGU